UUUUUAAGGAUGGAUAUGGAUUCGUUUUGACAUUUAUAUACAAUUUAAUUAAAACAUUGGAUGCAAUUUAUCGGAAGUGUUUUACCUUUUUGCAUGGUGUCAUAUUAAAUAUUACUAUUUUCGGUUACCUUUCCGAUUUGAUCGGAUUAAAGUGGUGCGAAAAAUAACUGCAUUAUGUCUAAUGCAAAAAGCCGAAAAAACAACACGCAAGGAUGGGAGGAGGCUGGUGGUGAAUUUUAUCAAGAAAGUUAUCCAGCUGAAUGGGAAGGUUUUCAACGAGAUCCGGCCGCAAUUGCCACUCUUUUACCCUCAAAACAAAAUCGUGUUGCUACUUCAAGGCGCAUUCGCAAUAAUCAUAAUCAUGAUACACAAGUUAAACGGCGUCAAACACAAUACAACACACGGUCGAAUUCAAUUGCGAGACGUGAAAUCCAGUAUCAAGAUGUUCAAGGUGCCACAUUGCCCGAUUUAUCACAAGACUUAACCGACGAAGAACGAAUAUGGGAAGAAAUUCAAGAAAUAAAAUCUAUGCCAGUGUCAAUGACACAAAAAAAGGAUUUAAAAGCAAAACUUCAAAAUGCUACAAAACUUCGUCUUCAGGGAUUCGAUCAAUUUAAAUGGCAACGCCGUAAAGCUUGGCAGCAACUCCACACUAAAUGGACGGAAGUUUUAACAAAAAUGGGACUAUGGCGUAGUUCGCUUAAAAAAAUUGAGGGUAGUUUUGGAACCGGUGUUGUAGCAUAUUUCUUGCUUCUCAGAUGGCUUAUGUUUCUAAAUUUAGUUAUAUUUUUUUUAAUAUUUAUUUUCAUUAUCAUACCACAUGUAUUUCUAGUUCAUCCAAAUGAAGAAUUGUGUGAUCAGGUAACUGCAAACGACUCAACACAAUGUUGUAGGGAAUCCUACUUGAAUAAUACAUCGAGUGAAUUUUAUAUUUUGGAUUUAAUCCAAGGCACUGGUUUCAUGGAAAAUACUUUAUUAUUUUAUGGAGUCUAUACAAAUAAAGUAUCUGACCAAAUUCCACAUAGCCAAAAUGAAGAGAUUGAAGACAUAAGUAAUACAUCUACUUUAAAUUCACAUUACAAUAAUAAUAAUAAUAAUUAUGAGCGUAGUGAAGGUAAAGAAUUCAAUUACGAUCUACCUUUAGCUUACAUUAGCAUUACGGUGCUAUAUUUUCUCAUUUCACUGGCUGCUAUUGUUAAAGGGGCAUCACGUGAAUUCAAAGACAGAUUAGUUGAUGGUGAGGGUCAAUUUUAUCAAUAUUGUAAUCUAGUAUUUGGAGGUUGGGAUUUUUGUAUACAUAACAGUAAAUCGGCUGACAUAAAGCAUAAAGCACUCUAUAAUGAAAUUAAGGGUCUUCUUUACUCUAAGCGUAUAGAUUACGAGCGUAGCAAUCGAUCCCGAGAUCACAUGUACAAAUUAGUCCUAGUAAGAUUUCUAGUUAACUGUGCAGUUGCUGUUAUUUUGGUUCUUUCGGCUUUAUUUAUAUAUUUCCUUUUUAAUUUGAGCCUUAAGUAUCUUGAACCAAAUUUCAAAACGAGUCAUCAUAUAUCAUUACUCGAUCAGACGACUUACACAUUUUCCGCUGAAGAAACAUUAAAAAAGCCUAACAAUCCCAAAGAACAGUUUACAAUUUUGUUUUAUGAAUUCUUACCGUACAUUGCUAUAGUCUGUCUCAAUUUAUUGGUCCCAAACUUAUUUAAUUAUCUUUGUGAGUUCGAACAAUAUUCGCCAAUGUUUGUAGUCAAAGUUAAUCUUUUUAGAACUGUAUUUUUGCGACUGGCCUCUUUGGCUGUUCUUUUGAGCCGCUUUUAUCAUUUAAUUAUUCCAAAGACAAGUUCGCAAUGCUUUAAUGAUAAAUACAAAACGCCACAAUGUUGGGAGACAUAUAUUGGCCAACAGUUUUACAAGCUUCUAAUAACAGACUUUGUUACAAAUAUUGGAGUAACUUUUUUUGUCAAUUUCCCUCGUGCAAUAAUGGCCCGUCAUAUUAAAACAAGAUUUGUUCGACUUAUUGGUGAACAAGAAUUUGAACUGCCUAAACACGUUUUAGACAUUGUGUAUUCGCAAACCAUAUGUUGGUUGGGUAGCUUCUAUUCCCCUUUUCUUCCCGUAAUAGCAGCCGUUUUGACAUUUUGUAUGUUUUACAUAAAAAAAUUCCAGUGCUUGGUUAAUUCGAAACCUUCAGCAAUACUUUAUAGGGCUUCCGGAUCAAAUUCGCUUUUUAUGCUCAUUUUACUUGUAUCAUAUUCGGUGGCAUUGAUUCCUGUUGUAUAUGCGAUAGCUGAAGUUAUACCUUCAAGAUCAUGUGGUCCUUUCAGAGGACUUCCUUCUGUUUGGGAUGCUGCAACCACAGCGUUUAAUCAAAUGCCGUCUGUUGUUAAGAACUGCAUUUUCUUUUUGGGUACAGCUGGGUUUGCCAUUCCAUGUUUCAUAGUACUGGUUUUAUUUUUGUAUUAUUAUCAUGCCGUUUCAAAUGCAAACAAACACAUGGUUGAGGUUCUAAGAAACCAACUGGUUUUAGAAGGUCAUGAUAAACAGUUUCUUUUAAAUCGCUUAAGUUCUUUUGUUAAACUUCAACAGGACUACCAAAAAAAAAUGCGACAGUUUGUCGAACGUGAUCGACGACAACAUCAGCCACAUCAUCAUAUCCUUCAGUGUGAACAUGGAAAUUAUGAGGAAUGUAAUUCAAUUGAAAGUGAAAAUUAAUUCAAUAAAUAGAUUUUGUAAUGUAA
Eupeodes corollae is the source of this 2732-nucleotide messenger RNA. Its product is annotated as transmembrane channel-like protein 7. Gene Ontology annotation, cellular component: plasma membrane. The record is from RefSeq and is a predicted model, not a curated record. The transcript has 3 exons. Bases 175 to 2706 code for a protein of 843 amino acids. Lineage: Eukaryota; Metazoa; Arthropoda; Insecta; Diptera; Syrphidae. Gene Ontology annotation, molecular function: mechanosensitive monoatomic ion channel activity.